Pleuronectes platessa (European plaice) is the source of this 3045-nucleotide messenger RNA. RefSeq names its product docking protein 2. NCBI's taxonomy places the organism in Eukaryota, Metazoa, Chordata, Actinopteri, Pleuronectiformes, Pleuronectidae. Bases 823 to 2646 code for a protein of 607 amino acids. The record is from RefSeq and is a predicted model, not a curated record. Gene Ontology annotation, cellular component: cytoplasm. Gene Ontology annotation, biological process: positive regulation of MAPK cascade; cell surface receptor protein tyrosine kinase signaling pathway. The transcript is spliced from 8 exons.
ACCCGAAGAGGGAAGAAGAAGAAAAAGAAGAAGAUGGAACGAUAGAGAGAGAAGAGAAAAAAGUUUUCACUCGUUAGUUCUGAAUCACACAGCAACAGGAAACAGCACACACACACACAACCACACACACACACACACACACACUAACCCAAACUAAAUAACUAAACAUAAACAUAAACAUAAACCCUGAAGUCUUAACCCUCACACAGGCCAUCGAAGAACUGUGGACCAGACAAAAUGUCCUCUGCAGGUCUAAGAUUAGUACAAGUACACACACACACCGCACAGAGACAAGAGGAUGUGGCGAAGAAGUAGAAGAAGAAGAGGAAGAAGAAGAAGAGAGGAUGAAGCUCUCCGCCCUGAACAAAGUUAAAGAGAGAGAAGAGGAAUCAGAAGUCGAGAGCAAGAAGAAGUGAUUAAAAGAGGAAGUUUGAAGUGUUUUUAAAAAGAACAAGAAAAAGCUUCAAAUAACUCAGUCAAGAAACAGAAGUGAAGAGGGGAGGACGAAGAGAAGAGAAAGAAGAGGAGGAGAGGAAGAGAACAGAACAGGAGAACAGAAAGAAGAGGAACAGAAGAGACAAGGAGAGGAGGAGGAGACGAAAGAAGAGAAGGAGAGCAAGAGGACAGAAGGCAGAGAGGAGGAGAAGGAGAAGAGAAAGAAUAAGGGGAGAGGAAGUGAAGAGGAGAGGACGAAGAGAAGAGAAAGAAGAGGGGGAGAGGAAGUGAAGAGAACAGGAGAACAGAAAGAGGAAAAAGGACGAGGAACAGAAGGGAAGAGGAGAGGAGGAGGAGAAAAGAAAGAGGUGAAGAGACAGAGUGGUGAUGGACGAGGACAUCAGGAAACAGGGGAUUCUUUACCUCCAGCAGCAGAGGUUUGGAAAGAAGUGGAAGCGUGUGUGGAGCGCCCUCUACAGGGACAGUCCGUGUUCCAUCUCCAGACUCGAGUUCUUUGACUGCAAAGAUGGAGGAGUCGAGAAAAGUCUGCGCAAACAACAGGAACACAAGAAGGUGAUUCGUCUCUCAGACUGUGUCCGGGUCUCGGGGGUGGAGGUGGACGGAUGUCCCAGAGACACUGGACCGUUCCUGGUGGAGACAACAGAAAAGAUUUACGUGUUUGCUGCCGAGAGGAACCAGGUGGACGAGUGGACACACAAACUGUGUGAGAUAGCCUUCCCUAUGAGCUGGUCAGAGCCCAGCGUGAAGCGAGGCAGCAUGCAGAGAGGAAGCAGGGUGGAGGAAGACGAGGGGAUGGAGGACAACUCUCUGUACAGUGGAAGACAAACAGUGCGUGACUUCAGAGUGUGUGUGCGGAGGACCGAGGCCUCGGAUCACUGCCGACUGAAGGGGGACGUCGUCCUGCGAGUGGACGUGGACGCGCUUCACCUGCUCAACAAGACAGGAGACGUUAUGUUUACAUGGCCGUACAGAUUCCUGAGACGCUUUGGACGGGACAAGUCGACCUUCUCCUUUGAAGCCGGACGGAGGUGUGCAUCCGGAGAGGGCAGUUUCGAGUUUGACACCAAACAGGGCAACGUCCUGUUUCAGCUGGUCGAAUCGGCCAUCCACCUGCGGAGGACAGCCCCCCCCGACGGACAGACCUCUGGGGGGGGGCAGCUGAGUCCAGAGACCCCCCACAACCUCAACUUGCCCCCCCCACCCCAGAGCAGGACGCUGCUGCUGCCACCUCAACCCCGCUGUCACAUCCCACAACCCCAUGCUGCUCAGGCUGAGGACGCUGUGUACAGCACCGUGACAGAGCAUCAUCUCAUGAGUCAUCACAAGGAGAGCUCCACCACUUCACUGGCACAGCAGCGCCCCCCGCUGUGUCGUCUGGAGCCUCCUGUGGACAAAGUCCUGACCGGCGUGAAGAGUUUGUCUCUAGAGACUCGCGGUUUCCCCGUCCCCCGAAAGACCCAAGUGAAGAUGAUCUCCAGCUGCCCUCUGCCCCACGCCGAGCCGGGCCCCACCCCGGUCCUAGGCUCCACCCCCUCCCACGACGCCAGUCAGAGCCCUAAACUGAGCUCCAAUCCAAAACCGGAACAGACCUACUCCCAGAUCUCACAGCCCGCCCCCAGAGAGCGAGGCUCCAAGAGGGACAGAAGGGAGGGAGGAGUCAGCCUGGCUCCGCCCGGUCACCUCCCUCAAAUCAACCCGGAGCCAGAGUACUCCCUCCCCUUCGACACCAUCGCCAAGAACAUCAUGGUGGACAUCCUGAGCUCCCAUCAGGCUCUGGAGUCCGGCGCCGACCCGCUUUAUGACAGCAUCGACGAGAUCAAGAUCAGGAACAUCUUCCAUAGCAAAGACGACCCCCCCGAACCAGCGCACAGGAAGCUGGAUCACAUCUACGACGAGCCUGAGGGCUGCGCCGCUGCCUCCGCUGCCACCAGGGGGCAGAACUCCCCGGUCCGUACCGUGGUGUACGAUGACCCCGAGGAGAUGAGAGGAGAUGCCUGGAGGAACAUGGGAACAGCUGAUGACCCCAAAGGUCACGAGUACCCGUACGACCCCCGGGUGGAUGACUACGCCGUGCCCAAACGACCCAAGAGGGCAUUUCCUGUCACACAGGACAGCACCAAAGAAGAAGAAGACGAGGAGGACGUGAGCAGGAGGAGCAGCGAGACUCUCAGUACACCAGCAUCAUGGUGAAGAUGUAGAGACUGGUUGGACUGGUUUCUGUUUCAUGUUGCAGAUAUUUACGUUGAAUUAUUUCUGUCAAUGUAAAGAGCAGUUUUCUCACCUCACUGCCCCCUAGCGGUGGUGAAGUGAUGCUGCAGCAGAGACUGAUUAACUAAUAACCAGACUAACUACUUUAAUUAAUUAUUUGGAUCCACAGGCAGAGGUGGAAAGUAACAGAGUACAAAUACUUUGUUACUGUUUAUUUUAAAAUGUAUUUUCCUGACGACUUUUUACUUUUCCUCUACAUCUGUACUUUCUCCUCUUCCCAGUCUCACCAGCUCUGUGCAGGUUGAGGCAUCGUGUGUCAUUGAAGUUCAAAUGCUCUUUGUACUUUCUUACUUUUACUUGAGUAAAGGAGAUGAAUCAGUA